AUGGCCGAAGCUUCACUAGUUCUCCAAUCAACAUUCAUCCCCACGAUCCCAGCUCAACAUACACUCAGAAACCACUCCAAUCUCUAUUUCCCCAUUUCAACGUCGACAAGAUGCGGCCUUUCCCACCGCUUUCGCUGCUCCGCCUCCACCGCCUCCUCCGAGAGCGCCGCCCCGACCGGCGUCCCGUGGGGAUGCGACGUGGACUCUCUUGAAAAUGCGUCUUCUUUGCAGGAAUGGUUGUCUCGUUGCGAGCUUCCUCCUCAGAAAAUGGCUAUAGAGAGAGUGGAUGUAGGGGAGAGGGGGCUCGUUGCUUUGAAAAAUAUCAGGAAAGGGGAAAAAUUGCUCUUUGUGCCACCCUCACUUUUCAUAACUGCAGAUUCUGAGUGGAGCUGUCGUGAGGCUGGUGAGGUGCUUAGGCAGUAUAACGUGCCGGACUGGCCACUGCUUGCGACCUAUCUGAUUAGUGAGGCCCGUCUUGCAAACUCAUCAAGAUGGAAUAACUACAUUGCAGCCUUGCCAAGGCAACCCUAUUCUCUCUUGUAUUGGACGCGUUCGGAAUUGGAUAGAUAUCUUGAAGCCUCACAGAUAAGACAACGAGCAAUAGAGAGGAUCAAUGAUGUCACUGGGACAUACAAUGACUUGAACGACAGAAUAUUUUCCAAGUACCCUGAUUUAUUUCCUGAAAAGGUGUUCAACAUGGAGAGUUUUAAAUGGUCAUUUGGCAUUCUUUUUUCACGAUUGGUUCGCUUACCCUCAAUGGAUGGAAAGGUUGCUUUGGUUCCAUGGGCAGAUAUGCUGAAUCAUAGUUGUGAGGUUGAAACAUUUCUAGAUUAUGAUAAAUCAUCUAAGGCAGUUGUUUUUACAACUGAUCGAGCAUAUCAGCCAGGUGAGCAGGUUUUUAUAUCAUAUGGAAGGAAAUCUAAUGGUGAGUUGUUGCUUUCAUAUGGAUUUGUUCCUCGAGAAGGCACCAAUCCUCGUGACUCAGUCGAGCUCUCACUGUCACUCAAAAAAUCCGACAAAUGUUACAAUGAGAAGUUGGAAGCUCUGAAGAAGCACGGACUAUCAGCGUCACUGUGUUUUCCGCUACAAGUCACCGGUUGGCCGAUCGAGUUAAUGGCUUACGCUUACCUGGCAGUCAGCCCCCCAAGUAUGAAAAAUCAGUUUGAUCAGAUGGCUGCAGCUGCAUCAAAUAAGAAUACUUCAAGUAAGGAUCCUAAGUAUCCUGAAAUAGAGGAAGAGGCAUUGCAAUUUAUUCUUGAUUCCUGUGAGGCCAGCAUCUCAAAAUACUCUAAGUUCCUUCAGGCUAGUGGAUCGAUGGAUUUAGAUGUAACAAACCCGAAGCUCCUGAACCGAAAAUUGUUCUUGAAGCAGCUUGCCGUUGACUUAUGCACCAGCGAGCGGAGGAUACUAUUCCGUGCUCAAUAUAUUCUGAGGAGGAGGCUGAGAGAUAUGAGAAGCGGCGAGCUAAGAGCUUUGAGGAUCUUUGAUGGUUUCAGAAAGCUGUUCAACUGA
Striga hermonthica is the source of this 1512-nucleotide messenger RNA. NCBI's taxonomy places the organism in Eukaryota, Viridiplantae, Streptophyta, Magnoliopsida, Lamiales, Orobanchaceae. The record is from the annotation of a GenBank genome assembly.